This is a messenger RNA of Puma concolor (puma), 1386 nucleotides long. RefSeq names its product nudix hydrolase 12 (gene NUDT12). NCBI's taxonomy places the organism in Eukaryota, Metazoa, Chordata, Mammalia, Carnivora, Felidae. The record is from RefSeq and is a predicted model, not a curated record. Gene Ontology annotation, cellular component: peroxisome; cytosol. Gene Ontology annotation, molecular function: NADH pyrophosphatase activity; metal ion binding; protein binding. Gene Ontology annotation, biological process: NADP+ catabolic process; NAD+ catabolic process.
AUGUCUUCUAUAAAAAGAAGCCCAAAGCAAGAAAUAAUUUCCCAGUUUCACUGUUCAGCUGCAGAAGGAGAUAUUGCCAGGUUAACAGUAAUCCUCAGUCAUUCUCCAUCUCUUCUCAACGAAACUUCUGAAAAUGGCUGGACUGCUUUAAUGUAUGCUGCAAGGAAUGGGCACCCAGAUAUUGUCCAAUUUCUACUUGACAAAGGGUGUGACAGAUCCAUUGUCAAUAAAUCAAGGCAGACUGCACUGGACAUUGCUAAAUUUUGGGGUUAUAAGCAUAUAGCUAACUUACUAGCUAAUGCUAAAGGUGGGAUGAAGCCUUGGUUCCUAACUAAGGAAGUGGAAGAAUGUGAAAAUUAUUUUAGCAGAACACUAUUAGACCGAAAAAGUGAAAAAAGAAAUAAUUCUGAUUGGCUACUAGCUAAAGAAAGCCAUCCAGCCACAGUUUAUAUCCUUUUCUCAGAUUUAAAUCCCUUGGUUACUCUAGGUGGCAAUAAAGAAAGUUUCCAACAGCCGGAAGUCAGGCUUUGUCAGCUGAGCUACACAGAUAUAAAAGAUUAUUUGGCUCAGCCUGAAAAGAUCACCUUGAUUUUCCUCGGAGUAGAACUUGAAGUGAAGAAAGAGUCCUUUAAUUAUGCUUCAGAAGUCCCAAGAGAAGAAGAUGGGUUGGUUGCCUGGUUUGCUCUAGGUAUAGAUCCUGUUGCUGCUGAAGAAUUUAAGCAAAGGCAUGAAAAUUGUUAUUUUCUUCAUCCUCCAAUGCCAGCUCUUCUGCAGUUGAAAGAAAAAGAAGCUGGGGUUGUAGCUCAAGCAAGAUCUGUUCUUGCCUGGCACAGUCGAUAUAAGUUCUGCCCAACGUGUGGAAGUACAACUAAAAUCGAAGAAGGUGGCUACAAAAGAGUAUGCUUAAAAGAAGGCUGUCCUAGCCUCCACGGUGUUCACAAUACAUCCUAUCCAAGAGUUGAUCCCGUGGUAAUCAUGCAAGUUAUUCAUCCAGAUGGGACCAAAUGCCUUUUAGGCAGGCAGAAAAGAUUUCCCCCAGGCAUGUUUACUUGCCUUGCUGGAUUUAUUGAACCUGGGGAGACAAUAGAAGAUGCUGUUCGGAGAGAAGUAGAAGAGGAAAGUGGAGUCAAAGUUGGCCAUGUUCAGUAUGUCUCUUGUCAGCCAUGGCCAAUGCCCUCCUCCUUAAUGAUUGGUUGCUUAGCUGUGGCAGUGUCUACAGAAAUUAAAGUUGACAAGAAUGAAAUAGAGGAUGCCCGCUGGUUCACUAGAGAACAGGUUGUGGAUGUUCUGACCAAAGGGAAGCAGCAGGCAUUCUUUGUGCCACCAAGCCGAGCUAUUGCACAUCAAUUAAUCAAACACUGGAUUGGAAUGAACCCCAAUCUCUAA